AUGUUGUUCACAUUUCCAGAGUUUUGUUUAGUUUUAGUCAACGAGCGAACAAUAGUUUUCAAAUCCAUAAUUGUAAUAGAAAUUUGGAGUCUUUUAUGCUGUACUUGCAGUCAUUCCAAAAUUCCAACUCUGAACUUAUUUCAUGCCACAUUUUCUAAUUUAUGGGACAUUGACCUCGUACUAAUUCUAAUUAAAUGGCUGCUUAACGUAACCAUCGACAAUAAAUUAACAGAAACUGUCUCAAAAAGCGAAAGUGAACGAAUUCUAAUGCAAUGUCAUUCCGGUCAGUUUGACCGUAAUUUAGCGAAAUAUUUAAAAUACCAGAAACCUUCAUCUGCAGUGGUCAAUUUAAUGACAGCAGCUUGA
Clunio marinus is the source of this 366-nucleotide messenger RNA. NCBI's taxonomy places the organism in Eukaryota, Metazoa, Arthropoda, Insecta, Diptera, Chironomidae. The record is from the annotation of a GenBank genome assembly.